ACCUCUUCACAAAAGCCAAUAUGAUUCUAUUUGCUCAAAAGAAAGUCAUGAUAUAUAGGGUCAAAUACAGUGCUAAGUAAUGCUAAAAUAUACUGUCCAAGUCAAGUGCUAAAAAAAGUAUUUUGACAAGUAUAGGGCCAUCUGGAAUAGCUCUAUCUAAACUCAAUUUUAUUCUUAAUUGCAUAUGCAUUUCAUUUGAAUCCUUACAAUUAAACUCAAUAUUUCCUCGCAGUAUUUUUCACAAAACUGAGAGUGAUGUCCACUCAUGUCCAGACAGCACAGGUGUAGGCUACAUGUAUUUUUAUGGGGGGCAGUUCUUUGCGCAUGUAUGUUUUUUGUGCGGUAGGUGGCGUUGUGAGUCUGUGUCGUCCCGCGUCACGUUACCUGCCAGACGGAAGAUUCAGCCAUUUCGAGUUGUGCGCUCUCUUGUAUUUGUCCUUUAUGGAACGUAAACCAUUUUCCACAUCGUACAUAUCUUAAGGAAUAUCGUUUGUAAAUCGCAGUCAAUAUAAAAGUGUCUCGUCAUUCUUUAGCCGUUUUUUUUUUGUAAUUGUCGUUAGAAAUCUGGCUGGGUGCGGUUGAGAAAGGACAGCACGACGGAUUUAUAUGGAUAUUUAUUACGACCUUCACCGUUUUUAAGCUCCAGAAAUUCUUCAAUCAAAAUGGGGAAAGCGUAUUUUAUGUUUCUUGUCUUAUUAUCCGUGGAGGGUGUGUUUGGUGCUGAGGCAGAUCCACCGAAGACAAUAGAAUUGGCGGAGGGAGAUUCUGUCAAACUAGAAACUUGUGUUACCAAAAUACAGAGAGAUGAUGAGAUGGAGUGGAAGUUUGGACCUCACGUCAUAGCUACGAUCAAGGCCAAUAAUGCCUUAUUAUAUGACACUGAUGAUGCACUAUUCAAAGACAAACUACAUCUAGACGAUCAGACUGGAGAUCUAACCAUCAGAAACACCAGAACCAAACUCUCCGGGCUUUAUGAAGUGAAGAUCGUCAAUAUCACCCAUAAAAUACACAAGAUAUUCAGUGUCACUGUCCUUGAUGCGAUCCCUAAGAAAGUGUCCGUAACGGAGGGCGAUUCUGCCGUUUUAAAGCAUGAUAUUGCUGAUAUCGAGAUUUAUGAUGUGAUCAUGUGGAUGUUUGAAGAUGGAGAGACAUCCAUAGCUCAAAUCAACAAAAAGACCAGUAAAACCCCCUCGUAUGAUGAAACUGAUGACAGAUUCAAAGACAGACUGAAUCUGGAUCAAACCGGAUCUCUGACCAUCACAAACGCCAAAUCCACAGACGCUGGACUCUAUAAACUUGAGGUGACCGGUCAAAACAAAGCGGCUAAAUACAGGAAGUUCCGCGUCACUGUCAGUGAACCGGGUCUGUCCACAGGUGUUAUAGUGGCCAUAUGUGUGGGUGUUGCUGCUUUAUUCCUGUUGGUGGUCGGGAUUUGGUGUCGCAAACGAAGUCAACAAGGUUCAACUUCCUAUUAACUUCAUCUGAUACUACGAGGGAAAUCUAAACUUAAUUGUACAAGAAUGAAGAUAAAGGGAAUGGGGUACAGGAUCCAUUGAAAGGACAGCAGUAGUUCAGAGCCUCUGUGACAAUAUACACAAGUAGCG
This is a messenger RNA of Rhinichthys klamathensis goyatoka, 1604 nucleotides long. RefSeq lists its product as uncharacterized. Lineage: Eukaryota; Metazoa; Chordata; Actinopteri; Cypriniformes; Leuciscidae. The record is from RefSeq and is a predicted model, not a curated record. Bases 663 to 1475 code for a protein of 270 amino acids. The transcript has 5 exons.